This is a messenger RNA of Penicillium cosmopolitanum, 636 nucleotides long. RefSeq lists its product as uncharacterized. Gene Ontology annotation, biological process: carbohydrate catabolic process. Gene Ontology annotation, cellular component: extracellular region. Gene Ontology annotation, molecular function: cutinase activity. The record is from RefSeq and is a predicted model, not a curated record. Lineage: Eukaryota; Fungi; Ascomycota; Eurotiomycetes; Eurotiales; Aspergillaceae. The transcript is spliced from 3 exons. The coding region runs from base 1 to 636 and encodes 211 amino acids.
AUGUUUCUCCGCGCUCUUCUCCUUGUUCUUACUGGCAUUGUGGUGGCGACACAUAGUCACACAGAGCGACGUGGAUUUAUUACAGGAAAUGACUUGCGGGACGAUCCCUGUAGGAACGUGACUUUCAUUUUUGCACGUGGCACAUUCCAACCCGGUUACCUUGGUCUUGUCGGCUCUCAAUUGUGCGAUGUCCUGAAGGUAGAGCACCCCGGUCAAGUUUCAUGUCAGGGUGUUGGUCCAGCCUAUGAUGCGGGUUUGGAUAAUCUCAAGGAGCCCGAGGAUACGACGGAUGUAGGAAUCAAUGAAGCAGUGAGCUUGUUUGAGCUGGCUACGCAGAAAUGCCCCAAAUCUAAGAUUUUUGCUGGUGGUUAUAGCCAAGGCGCUAAUCUUAUGCAUGGCGCCAUUCUCAAGCUUUCGAAAGAGGUCAAGGAUAAGAUUCGGGGUGUGGUUUUGUUCGGAUUUACCCGCCAGAAACAAUUCCAUGGACAGAUUGCCGGGUUUCCACAGGACAAGCUCAAGCUAUAUUGCUAUGAGGCAGACAAUAUCUGCCACGGUGGUGGACUGAUUGGAUUGGAGCAUCUUAGCUAUGCGCAGGAGGCUCAGAAUGCCAGCGACUGGCUUUGGUCUAGAGACUAG